This is a messenger RNA of Triticum dicoccoides, 915 nucleotides long. Its product is annotated as phospholipase D alpha 1-like. The record is from RefSeq and is a predicted model, not a curated record. Lineage: Eukaryota; Viridiplantae; Streptophyta; Magnoliopsida; Poales; Poaceae. Gene Ontology annotation, biological process: phospholipid catabolic process. Gene Ontology annotation, molecular function: D-type glycerophospholipase activity. Gene Ontology annotation, cellular component: plasma membrane.
AUGAGAGCCAAUAUAAUGUCUAUACGGGCGGACGACACUGUGAAGGCUGGAUCGAGCGUGGGGAGGGCCGGGUGUGGGCGGUGUAGGAAGGGUACGGACGGUAUGGGUGCGUGGAAUGGGAGAUACAUAGUAUGUACGGAUGGUGCUUGGCUGGGAAGUCCACAGGGGCCGUGCAUGUUGGUCCGAGAUGACGACGAGGAAGAUCCUUAUGCACGUGAAGGUGGGCGGGGAGCUGGAGCGCGGAACUCGCCGAUCGAAGCAUGCAGGACAUGUUGGUGGGGUGCAUUGCACUGCAUGCAUGUUGAUGUUGGUGGGAUGCAGGAGAUGAUGUACAGCGACAUCGCGCAGGCCAUCCAGGCCAAGGGGAUCGACGCCAAACCCAAGGACUACCUCACCUUCUUCUGCCUCGGCAACCGGGAGGCCAAGAAGUCCGGCGAGUACCAGCCGUCGGAGCAGGCCGUGCCCGACAGCCUCAAGGCGCAGCAGAACCGCCGGUUCAUGAUCUACGUCCACACCAAGAUGAUGAUCGUGGACGACGAGUACAGCAUCGUGGUGUCCGCGUACAACCAGAGGUCCAUGGACGGGGCGCGCGACUCGGAGAUCGCCAUGGGCGGGUACCAGCCGGGCCACCUGGCGACAAGCCGGUCGGCGAGGGGGCAGGUGCACGGGUUCAGGAUGGCGCUGUGGUACGAGCACCUCGGCAUGAUGGACGAGGCAUUCCAGCGGCCGAAGAGCCUCGAGUGCGUGCACAAGGUGAACGCCAUGGCCGAAAGGUACUGGGACCUCUACGCCGGCGACGGCCCCGAGCGCGACCUCCCCGGCCACCUCCUCACCUACCCUGUCAGCGUCAGCGCGACCUCCCCGGUGGUACGUUGGUCAAAACAAAGAAAGAGAGGAAGACGGUUUUUGGUUUGA